UUCGCCGGGCUCUCGCCGCCGUUACCGACUUGUAUGCCGCUCUCCUGCCGUCGCGACUACUACCACUUUUGCCUUGCAUGUCCACCGCCGCGGCGCCGCCGUCGCUGACGCUGCACCGCCCGGCGGUGCCCGCCGCCGCCAGAGCCUCCGCCGCGGCGCCGGGAAACACCGCGCACCUCUCCAACCUCGAUAAGCUCUUCCGCAACCGCGGCGCCGCCGUUGAAAGUGCGACGCCUGCGGCGGCCGUGGAGCCAGUGGUCGGCGCCGGGACUCGGAGGAGGCAGCAUCCGCUGCUGCGGCUGCCGUCGUUCCUCGCGCGGGCCAGGGGCGAGUCCCUGAGGGAGGACCCGGCGGCGCCCGCCAUGUCGCCGCGGCGGCUGGAGCGGCUGCUCCAGCCCGUGGCGCCCGACGGGCCGUCGCCGCGGGGGAACAUCGCGCCGGCGUGGCGCCGGCUGCACGGCGAGGACGGCUGGCGCGGCCUGCUCGACCCGCUGCACCCGGACCUCCGCCGCGAGAUCGUGCGCUACGGCGAGUUCGUCGACGCCGCGUACGGCGCCUUCCUCUCCCGCCCCGACGCCGAGCCGGGCCACCGCGCGCGCGUGCCGCUCCCGGACGCCGCCUACCGCGUCACGGCGCCGCUCUUCGCCACCUCCUCCGUCGGCCUCCCGACCUGGCUCGCCGCCGCCGCGCCCUGCGCCGCGCAGCGGACGAGCCUCGUCGGCUACGUCGCCGUCUGCGACAGCCCCGCCGAGGUCCGCCGCAUGGGCCGCCGCGACAUCGUCAUCGCGCUCCGCGGCACCUGCACCAUCCUCGAGUGGGCCGAGAAUGUCCGCGCCGGACUCGUCCCAGCCACCGACAACAACGCCGACGCCUCGCCAGACGCGUCCAAGGCGAAGGUUGAAUGCGGCUUCUGGAACAUCUACAAGACCGCCGGCGACCGCUCGCCGAGCUUGUCCGAGAUGGUCGUGUCCGAGGUGCGCCGACUACUCGACCAGUACAAGGGCGAGGAGGUGAGCAUCACGGUCACCGGGCACAGCCUGGGCGCCGCGCUCGCGGUGCUCAUCGCCGACGAGCUCGCGGGCGGCGUCGCCCGGCGCGCCAAGGCGCCGGUGGCGGUGUUCUCCUUCGGCGGGCCGCGGGUGGGCAACCGCGCGUUCGCGGCGCGCGUGGAGGCCCGUGGCGCGCGCGUGCUCCGCGUCGUGAACGCGCACGACGUCGUGCCGCGGUUCCCGCCCAGCCUGCCGCUGCCGGGGUACGCCGACGUCGGCCGCGAGCUGCGCCUCGACAGCCGCGCGUCGCCGUUCCUCCGGCCCGACGCCGACCCCGCGUGCUGCCACGACCUGGAGGCGUACAUCCACCUCGUCGACGGCUUCCUCGGCUCGCAUUGCCCGUUCCGGGACAACGCCAAGCGCAGCAUCCUGCGGCUGGUGAAGAACCAGGGCGGCAACGUCAAGCAGCUGUACAUGAGCAAGGCCAAGGACAUGCGCAUCCAGCUCGACGGCGGCGCCGACAUGCCCGGCUCGAUGCUCGGCCGCGUCGACAUGCCCGGCGCGGCGAGCACGGUGGUGGAGUGCGUGCACUGACGGCCGCAACGGCGAUGCGAUCGAGCUGGUCUGGACUUGCAUACGUCGGCGGCCAAAAAAAAUUGUUUGGUCAACAGAUAAUGGGGUUGACUUGGGGGCAUUUUUUUUAGUUUACUUUUUGGUAUUUGGUCUCAACUUUUACCGAGUACAAAGUAGGACGGGUGGUUGGUGGAUAUGCCAAACAAUGAACUUGUAGGUAAAUGAAAACAUUGUAAAGACGAAGAUUUAACCGACUGAUUGGUUAAUAUGGU
Panicum hallii is the source of this 1834-nucleotide messenger RNA. RefSeq names its product phospholipase A1-Ibeta2, chloroplastic-like. Lineage: Eukaryota; Viridiplantae; Streptophyta; Magnoliopsida; Poales; Poaceae. The record is from RefSeq and is a predicted model, not a curated record. Gene Ontology annotation, biological process: lipid metabolic process. The coding region runs from base 78 to 1583 and encodes 501 amino acids. Gene Ontology annotation, molecular function: glycerophospholipase activity. The transcript has a single exon.